Messenger RNA from Athene cunicularia (burrowing owl), 5208 nucleotides. RefSeq names its product LSM11, U7 small nuclear RNA associated (gene LSM11). NCBI's taxonomy places the organism in Eukaryota, Metazoa, Chordata, Aves, Strigiformes, Strigidae. Gene Ontology annotation, biological process: mRNA 3'-end processing by stem-loop binding and cleavage. The record is from RefSeq and is a predicted model, not a curated record. Gene Ontology annotation, cellular component: U7 snRNP. Gene Ontology annotation, molecular function: U7 snRNA binding. Bases 1 to 657 code for a protein of 218 amino acids. The transcript is spliced from 4 exons.
AUGGGGGAGGGAAUUGCAGGGGGUAAAGUCCAUGAAGGCAGCCCACUGGGGGAACUUCAUCGCUGUGUCCGAGAUGGUGUAAAAAUCAAUGUCCAUAUCCGCACUUUCAAAGGGCUUCGUGGAGUCUGCACAGGGUUUUUGGUUGCAUUUGACAAGUUCUGGAAUAUGGCCCUGACAGACGUGGAUGAGACAUACAGGAAACCAGUAAUGGGCAAAGCUUUCUAUGCAGAACCUCAGCUCACGCUAACCCGGCUGUUUGACAGACUCAAGCUGCAGGAGUCCUCAGUAAAGAAGGGAGCCGACUCAAAGACUGUCUCGGAGGAACUAGCCCUGACAAAUGACACUCAGACGUUGGGAUUGAAAGUUGGGUCAGGACGAGGGAAAGCAGAAGAUGAGCGUGGGAGGCAGAAACGCUUGGGCAGAGCUGGAGAAAAGAAGAUGCCAGGUGACAGUUUGCAUCCGUCUGCCAGAGGUGAAGGUGAUGUGGGUAGCGGGACUGCCCACACAGAGGGUGCCAGUGCUGGUGGUACCCGUGCAAGAAGCCAGUCACGGAGAAAAAGGCGGCCCAAAGUGGAUUAUCAGCAAGUGUUCACACGUCACAUAAACCAGAUUUUUAUUCGAGGAGAGAAUGUCUUGCUUGUCCAUUUAGCACAUUGACUUGACUGAGACAAAGUGUAUUUAUGUGAUAGCAUGAAUUGCUGCUGCAGCUCUCAUUGCUAUUUAGCAUUCUCAUGAAGUAUGAUGGUACUGUGACUGGUUUUCCAUUACCAUAACAAGGUAGGAGAAAUAAUUCAAACCAGAGCAUCCUGAGCUUGAUGCCAGAGCAGCCUACUUAGAUCUCUGUUGGGGGUCUCAGGACAAGAUCAGCAAUGCAUUUGUUUCUGUGAGGUGAGGGAAGCAAGCACAGAUCCCACUGCUUACAAAGCUAAAUGGAGAGGGUUGGAAGACAAUUUUGGUGUACUCAAUCAUAGGAGCUAAUUGUGGCAGGCAUGUAAGGAGUUUAAGAUUAGAUCUCCACCUAAAAUGAAUCACAAAUGCUGAGUAAUCUCAAGAUUGCUAAUGAAACCAAUGGUUUAUAUGCGUUUGUUACAUGGAUGUCUUCUUUUUCAGACAUAAUUCUGACAGUCAUUUGAAAUAGUCUAUAAAAGGGUGGCGUGACAUACUACUGAUGGCUAUUAGCCUCUUCAUAGUUAGCUCUGAAAUGCCCUGUGUGAUAGAAAAUUGAAUUGAAUUUUCAUUUCAAUUCAAUUUCAGUAAGAGAAAUCUUAAUUGAAAACUGCUCUUUUUCUGUGAAUGAUGGCAGGACUUUAAUUUGUUUUCAGUAUCAGAGCUUAGGCUUCUAUUUAUAAUGCUAUGCUUUAGCCCUGUGUCACCAGCAAGCAGCUAAUGUAGCUGAUCCAGGGACCUCCAUAUUUGGAGUUUAUCUGUGAAUGUCGUGGGUGCAGAUGGAAAAUUGUACUUUUAUAUCUAAUCCAGUUGCUGUUUAGUGUAACAGUGAAGUUUGCAAAGAUGUAGUUUUUCUUCUCAGAUUUAAGUGUCUGUGCUGAGCACAACUGUACUGUAUCUAAGCGCCUUCAAGUUCCCUCUCUUGAAACUAGAGGUGCUGUGUCUCCAGCAGUUCUCAUGGAGCAGAAACCUUCAUGGGUCUUUCGUAUCCGUAUGGAUGAUGUGUCAUCUGAUUCCAGUUGAACUGAACCUUGGAGGUGUACCUAAAAAUGUUUUGAAGUAUAAAAGUCAAACUCAACUUAUCAGUGGUUUUAUUUUUAGCAAGGUUGUUAAGCUACCAGGCCAGACUUCUGCAGGUAUAAACUGCUUUCCAAGAGAGCUACGUGCAGAAGUUUGAGGGUAAAUAAAGCUGUAAUAUUCUCUAGUCUGUUCCCUUUAGUUGGCAAAGGACACUAGAUUUCCCACUGCUAUUACUGUAUUUAUCUUAACUACCUUAAGCUUUGCAGCAGCUCCAUGUGUGUUUAAGAUAAAGCUGAGAAAUUGCUUUAUUGCAGGUCUUGUAUUGCAUAUAGAGGUUGUAAAUCCUUAGACUGAGUGACUGUACUCUGUGCAGCAUACCACUUGCUUGUUGGUAGGGGGAUGUCUGGUGUUUGCGUGAAAUACAGAAAUCGUUUAGCAGGACACACAAAGCAGCUGUAUGCCUCUGGGGGACCCUGAAACUUUUAUGUCAGCAUUUCAGAUGACAUGGGGCUUGGAUGGCUGAUCAGCUCAGCCACUGAGCCGCAAACCCAAGUUCAGCCUGGGACAGAACUGCCUCAGAAUAAAAAGUACUGUUGAGGCAAAACAGUUUCAUCAAGAGUGGGGGGCGGGGGGGGAAAGGGAAAGAAAAUCUACAGUUUCUCAUUAUACAUAGCUUUAUUGCUGUAAUCCCUUCCUACUAUGAACCAAGACUAGGCACUGAAAAGAUUCUUCUCUUGGAGGUUCUUGUUUCCUCACCUUUUGUCCUGUUCUUGUUUGUAUUCAUGUGGUCUGCAGUUCUUCCCAUUUUUUUUAACUUUUAUUUUUCCCCUUCUCCUGUCAGUACAUUGUCUUCUCAGGAUGUUCUAAACUAGUUUAGGAAGAUUUUUUUUUGUAUUCACCCCUAGUUGUCCUGGCUUUCAGAACCUUUCCUGGCUGGUUUUCUAUGUGGUUGCCAACUAUCCAGAACCCUCACAAACUAUAGAAACAUAUGAAGCUAGAAACAAGGGGCUUGUUUCUGCUCCUGACUUCUCUGCAGCUUUUAUUGCAAGUAUUUUUCUUCAUUAUGUUUUUGAUUGUGGGUUGAUUUCCCCCCUCCUUCUUCUGACUGUUUUGUUUUUAUUUCAAUUGCUUGGGAUGACUUGUCUCUGCCUUUCCCACUCAUGCCAAAGGCUACUGGUUUUGACCUCUUCUCUUCCCUUGAUACUUGACCAAAGGGUGUCAGGCAUGUGUACUAUGACAUCUAAUUGAAUUCUUGCUUUUCUUUACCUCAUAUUCUUAAUUCUCUUUGUCUACCUAGUUUAUACUGCCUGCUGCAUUAGAUAAGGUACAGCUACCAUGAAUGUUCUUGUGGCUGUACUCCCCUCUUGGCAGUUGACAUUUCACCAAGUUCUCAGUUGCUACUAGAAGUCUCAGUGUUUCAUCAGAAGUUCUUCUCUGAAACCUUUCAGGUGUUUGUUGCUUCACAUCUACAAGUUCCUUUUUAUACAUUUUAUGAAAAAUGCUGGUGCUUAGACUUGUGUUUGUGCCUUGAUUUUUAUAUCAUCACAGACCUAUUCUUCCAAAAUCAUCACCUCAGUCAACAAACCUGUUAAGAACUCUGCAGUUUGUCUACUUUUUUUGCUCUACCUCAUUAUUAAACUGUUCCUUCUCUGUUCUCAUUGUUGUCUCAUCUGUGGAGUUGGGUAAAAUUCUCUUUUUCAGUUUCGAUUUAAUGGCUUAUUUGGUGGUUUUGUUUCCUACUUCCCUGUGUACCUCUCCAGUUAUUUCCAAGCUGCUUCCUAAAUACAGCCUCUUCUACAACUUCAGAUCUUCCAGAAUGUCUUCCUUUUCCCUACUUUUUCUGACAUUGUAUCUUUUUAAAGCCCAUUAUCAAAAUGCUAUUUUAUUAAUUUUGUCUCUUUCAAGCGUAGCAUUUGUGAUUUUUUUUUUGUCUCUUUCAAGCGUCAUGAUUGUGAUUAAGCAAGUGAUCCUAUGUGUGUUGUCACUUGCAUGUUUAAUACUUCAGAAAAAGUUGCUCUAUAAUAAAAUGGAAUGUGAUGUUCAGAAAUGGAGUCUUCUACCUCACUUAAGUAUUCAUGUAAAUCUUUUUUAAAAAAAAAAAAAAAAAAAAGGAAAACAACCCUUGGAAACCAAUGAGCUUUUAAAAUUAUUAUUGGUUCAUUGUUUCUGGUUAUUUCUUUCCAUGUUUUUCUUUUUCCAAACUCAGAAUGAAAUCCAGGUUCUUUGUUGGAAAAGCUGUCUGCCUCUAGCUGUUCCUCUAUUGCUGCAGUGUCACAAAGGUGGUGUGAGCAAACACCCAAAGUCAUUAUGCUAAAGAAUGAAGAGUAGAAGCAGGAGGCAGUCUUAAGAAACAGAGAGCUGUGAGAGAGUGAAAAAGCUCUGGCCCAAAUAUAAAGAACUCUCUGGAAAGGAUCCACAUACUGAUUGCAACCUGUCCAGUAUUUCUAGGACAUUGUACAGCCCGGUGCUCAGUAGUGAUUCCUAAAGUGUGUUUGUGGUGAGGUACCAAAUUACUGCAAGAAGCAGUUUUCUGAACUACCUUUGAAGAAGUGGUGUGAUAAUUUGAGAAUUUUUUACAAUAAUUUCUGAAAUAGCAGACGAAUAUGAAAUUUUGUAAUGCCACGAUGCCCGGUGCAGAAACAGUGUAGUGCAGUAAGUAGUCUUGGGAUGUGAUGUUAGAUGUAUCUCACAGUGUCAUCAUAUAUUUUUCAUUGCCCUCACAGUUCAGUAGGGAGCCAAGUCUCAUGGUUACUUUAAGAGUGGUGAUUUUAUUUGUACAGUGAUACAGUUCUAGGGAGCUUUGCAGGUAGUCUGGAUGGGGUUUUCAUGGAGCCACAGCAUAAAACUGCUAUGCUGCCAGGGUGAGGGAAACUGGUAGGGAGGAUCACGCUGAGAGCUGCAGUGUUACCCUGAAGUUAUGGAUAUCAUGGCUGGGAUUAUUUAUUGGGAAACUUUUGCACAGCUGCUUCAUUUUUAUCAAACAAUUCUUAAACAGGACUGUAGUAGUAGAAUAGAUAAGGUCAAAGGGGAAAAAAGAGCUUGUAAAAAGUGUGGAUUUAGUUCCUUCUCUCAACUGGCUUGUCCAGCUUGUUAAUUGGUAGAAGGGUUUUUUCUGAUCUGGAGACAGGUAUUUAGCAUGUCCUCACCAGGUGGUUACUGAAGUAGUCUUGUUCUUCAGUUUCUGGAUUUGUUGUUUCUGAUGCAGCUUUCGGUUCUGUAUCAUUUGGAAGCAGGACAAGGUCUCUCAGCAGGAGUAGGCUUGACUGCCUACUGUUUUUUUUUUUCACCCCUCCCUAAGGAAUGUUACCUCAUCUAGUUUUGCAUCCAGAUAGCCUUUGGCUAUUGGUUUUCACAAUAUUCUCUCCAGACUUUUGGAAUUAUUUGGUCAGAAGAAUUACUCAUCUUGGAUCGAUUGGAGUAAACCGAUUUUUUAACUUUUUUUUUCUUAUUUUCCUUCCUACCGUGCUAGGUUUUCCUGGUUUGCUGUUGCAGUCACCCACUUGCAUCUGUGAAUCACCAUGG